Messenger RNA from Carcharodon carcharias (great white shark), 1206 nucleotides. RefSeq names its product protein JTB-like. The coding region runs from base 212 to 643 and encodes 143 amino acids. Lineage: Eukaryota; Metazoa; Chordata; Chondrichthyes; Lamniformes; Lamnidae. The record is from RefSeq and is a predicted model, not a curated record. The transcript is spliced from 7 exons. Gene Ontology annotation, biological process: mitotic cytokinesis. Gene Ontology annotation, cellular component: centrosome; spindle; membrane.
GCGGCGGUAGCAGCAGCAGUGAGUAAACUGAUGAUGAGUGAGCCGACCCAACUCAAUCCCCAUCAUUCCGGGGCAGCUCCAAGUUGCAAAUCAUUUGUGACAAAUGGAUGUAAAGCAAUCUGCAUACAAAGAGCAAGGUGUAAUCUACAGCUCAAUUUGGGUUGAGUUAUUUGUUUUCAAGUAAGGUGCCAAGAGUGGAGAAGGAAAAAAUAUGUUGCAGUUGGCAGAGUUGGUGUAUCUUCUGGUUUAUCUGUGUACAAUAUGGAAUAUGUUCACAUCUUUCAGGGUUUGUGAAGCUAUUCCAUUGCAGUCAGAAAGAAAUACAACAAGUAUUUUGCAACCAAGACCUUGCUGGGAAAAAGAAGAAUUCAGCAUUAUAAGAGAAUGCACUCCAUGCAGUGACUAUGAAAAGACGGUGCAUGUGGAAUGUACAUUUACUGGGUUUGUGGAAGAAGUAAAGUGUACAUCAGACCAUAAGUAUAGGAGCUGUCGUUCAGUUGAAAUGGAAGAGCUGAAGUUCUGGAAGUUCGAAGGAAUUGUGGUUUUGGUGGGGGUAAUUUUUGCCAUCAUUGUUAUGUUUAGACAAAGGACCCUAGAUAGACGUGCUGAACAAAAAGUGCGACGGCAACUUGAGUCAAUUUAAGUUUUUCACAAUUUUAUUGAUGUUUGAGAGUUUUGAAAGAGAAGUAACUUGCUUUGUGAAUUAACUUUUCUUCAAAUGCUGAUCCUCAGUGUUGUUUAUUCUACAUUCAUGAUCGUACCCAUGUGCAUUGCAGAAAUGCAAGAGUUCACAUUUUUUUUACUUCAAAUACUACUGCAGCUUUCAAGAUGGUUACAAAUGUUGAGCUGUAACUAUCUGAAGAAGCCAUUACUGGUUAGACAUUUGCAAUAUGUAUAAUAUUUAUAUAUGGAGAAGUUAUUGUAAUAUAAAAGCUCUAUUUAUGUAGAAAAUUAAUAAAUUGGAUGGAAAUGGUCUGAUCAGUAUAUUGUUUUACCAAAUAUGAUAUUUAAUUUAAAGUAUCUUUUCCUUUUGUACACAACUAAUAAAACUGCACAUUGGCACUGAUUUCAAUUUACAAUUCUUGUACUAGUCUUAACUACUUUGUACUUUGUGCUGCACUUUGUUUGUAUUCCUUCCCCACUGUGUCCCUUCUUUCCCCAUAGGAGUGUAAUCUAAAUAUUGUAAUAAAUGCAGUUUUGAAUGCA